Molecule: messenger RNA, 1030 nt
Organism: Schistocerca nitens (vagrant locust)
Lineage: Eukaryota; Metazoa; Arthropoda; Insecta; Orthoptera; Acrididae
Product: luciferin 4-monooxygenase-like
Exons: 4
Coding region: 10-792 (260 amino acids)
Molecular function (GO): CoA-ligase activity
Source: RefSeq, a predicted model, not a curated record
AACACGACCAUGCCCCCAUACCUCGGGGUGAGGUUAUGCAAAAUGAAUCCACAGCCUGACCUGGCUCCACUGAAGUCCAUCAUGUUCGGAGGGUCAGUGAUGGACCCUGCCACGCAAGCGGAGGUGCAGAGCAAGUACAACGUCACGGUAGCGCAGGUGUACGGCAUGACGGAGAUGCUCAUGACCAUGGGCUGCGACUAUACAAAGCCUACGCCGCUAGGUUCCGUGGGACAACCGAGGCGGAACGUCGAAGUCAAGGUGAUGGACACCCAGACGGGACAGGCACUGGGCCCCAGGCAGGAGGGCGAGCUGUGCUUCCGCGGUCCGAUGGUGACCCGCGGCUACUACGACGACCCCGCCGCCACCGCGGCCGCCUUCGACGCGGAUGGCUGGUUCCACACCGGAGAUGUCGGCUACUACGACGACGACGGCUUCUUCUUCAUAACCGACCGCAUCAAAGACUUCAUAAAGUACAAUGGACAUCACGUGCCAUCUGCGCAGCUGGAGGCGCUGCUCUGCCGACACCCGGCCGUGCUGGAGGCAGCGGUGGUGGGGGUGCCGGACCCUCUGGCUGCAGAGCUGCCCAGGGCCUACGUCGUGCUGAAGCCAGGCGAGCCCGUCUCUGAGGACCAAGUGGCACACUUUGUCGACAGUCAAGUUUCUGAUCACAAGAAAUUACGAGGCGGAGUGGUCUUCAUCGACAGGCUGCCAAGGACUGCUGCAGGAAAAAUUUCUAAAAAGCUGCUGAUAGAAGAACUGAAGAAACGAGAAACUACAGUGACAAGUAAUUAACGUACUUGGACAAUUAUGCCACUAAAUACGUACGUGAGGGGUGCAAGGGACAGAUUCCUUGUUAUACCUUGCGUAUGAGCUAUUUCGACGUCACACGUAAAGUACCUGAAAAAAGUAAGCUGGUUUGUUGGGUGUAAUGACUUGAGGAGCAUAUACUUCUUCUGAAGUGUUUAUUCUCAGCACUGUGGCUUAUUUAUAAUAUUCUGCUCAUCGACAAUGUACUUUAACAAAGACAGAA